Messenger RNA from Lingula anatina, 1103 nucleotides. RefSeq names its product iron-sulfur cluster assembly 2 homolog, mitochondrial. NCBI's taxonomy places the organism in Eukaryota, Metazoa, Brachiopoda, Lingulata, Lingulida, Lingulidae. The record is from RefSeq and is a predicted model, not a curated record. Gene Ontology annotation, cellular component: mitochondrion. Gene Ontology annotation, biological process: iron-sulfur cluster assembly. Gene Ontology annotation, molecular function: iron ion binding; 2 iron, 2 sulfur cluster binding; 4 iron, 4 sulfur cluster binding.
CAUAAUGAUGUAAACAUGGCCGUGUCGGGUUUGUUAAAAAUGCAGAGUCUGCGCAGUAUUUCCCGAUAUCUUGGGUUACAACAAGUGAACCAAAAGCUGCUAAACCCGUGUUCACAGUGUUGUAGACAAAGAGCAUGCAUACUACUCACAAGACAGUUCUCUUCUGAAGCUAACAGUGAGGUCAAGAUUGCAGCAGAUUCAGUCAACAUUACCAACAGAUGUGUUGAGAGACUGAAAAAAAUCACAGCAGAUGAGAAGGGGUUAUUUCUACGGAUAUCUGUUGAAGGUGGAGGCUGCUCAGGAUUUCAAUACAAGUUUGAAUUAGACAAAAAUAUGACAGAAGAGGACGUUGUCAUUGAAAAGGAUGGUGUGAAGAUUAUUACAGAUACUGACUCAGUGGAAUUUCUGAAAAACUCAACAGUAGAUUUUACAGAAGAACUUAUACGCAGUUCAUUUCAAGUUGUGAAUAACCCUAAUGCUGAACAAGGCUGUUCAUGUGGUGCUUCAUUUUCUCUAAAACUAUGAACUUCGUGAAAUUUGCAUUGAUGCAAAGUAUGAUGCACAAACAAAUGAAAGAAUCAACUUGUUUUGUUCUGAAUGCUGUAUUAUUCCUAUAAACGAAUUCUUACUUAGUAUGUCCUACACUGACAAAUCUCAGUGAAGAGCAGAGCUGCACAAAAGGUUAUAUUCUGUACAUACAAUGUAAGAAAUGUGUUUUUUGGGAAUUUAAAAAUUGAUCUUGAACAUUUUACUGUUAAUGAGCCAUUUACCAACAAUGGAAGUCACAUAAUUUGGUUAAUUGAAUUGAAUGCAAAAUUGAAUUACGCUUAUAUGCAUGCUUAUGUAAUUACUGCACAUAUAUAAUACGUAAGUUACUUGUUUUAAUCAAGAGCAAGUUAAUCAUAAUAAAAUGAGUGCCACAUUUGGAUUGAUUUACUUACAGAUUAACUUAUUUGUUCAACAGUAUUGCCAAAUGAAAUAAAUUCUCCAAGACAAUUUAAAAGCCCUUCCAUGAAUUUUUCUUGGUUUUUGUACACAUUGUGGGGAAACUGGCAAACUUUGAAGAUAUUCUGAUAUAAAUGUUUUUGUGGCAAAUUUUGGAA